AUGUGGUGCGAAUUAGUAGGAGCAAUAACAAUUAUUUACUAUCUUUUUUAUCUAAUAUUUCCUUGGUUCAUCGACUGCGAUGUGCAAUUAUACUUAAAAGAAAAAUUUGGCCAGCCAAUAUAUGUAUUAAGAGGAAAAGUUGUUUGGAUCACCGGUUCCUCAAGUGGAAUUGGAGAACAUCUAGCAUAUGAACUUGCAAAAGUUAAUUGUAAAUUAAUAUUAUCAGCACGUCGAGAAGAAGAGCUGAUAAGAGUUAAGCAACAAUGCUUGAAAAUAAAUCCAAGUUUGCAAGAUAGUGAUGUAGAAGUUUUUAAAUUUGACGUUUGUGAUUAUGACAGCCAUGAAAAGUCUUUAGGUUAUAUUAUUAAAAAAUUCGGCGAGUUGGAUAUUUUGGUAAAUAAUGCAGGAAGAUCACAAAGAGCUACUUGGGAAAAAAUAGACAUAAAAGUAGACAAAGAUUUAUUUGACUUAAAUGUCUUUUCAGCAAUAAAUUUAAGCCGAUUAGCUUAUCGCUACUUUGCAGAAGUUGGAUCUGGACAUUUAGUUGUAACUUCAAGCUUAGCUGGAAUUUUAGGAGUCCCAUUUUCAGGAUCUUACACUGGAUCUAAACAUGCUUUACAUGGUUACUUCGAGAGUCUGAGAGGCGAAAAAAUGAACCUGAAUAUACCGAUAACAAUGGUAUGUCCCGGAGCAAUAAGCACUCCAUUUUUGCCCCACAGUUUCACUGAGACUCACGGAGAAGAGUUUGGUGAAAAAACAGAUGUAAAUGCGUCGAAUAAACUAACUCCUGAACGAUGUGGGUAUUUGAUGGCGGUAGCUAUUGCUAAUCGUCUCAAUGAAUGCUGGAUUUCCAAAGCUGGUGCGCUGCAAAUCACUUACUUGAUUAGAUACUAUCCAAAUCUAGCUGAAGUGAUAUUAACAAAAUUAGGACCGAAAUUUUUCCAACGUCUCCGUGACAACAAAGUGACAGUAGAUACAAAAUAG
Cotesia congregata is the source of this 984-nucleotide messenger RNA. NCBI's taxonomy places the organism in Eukaryota, Metazoa, Arthropoda, Insecta, Hymenoptera, Braconidae. The record is from the annotation of a GenBank genome assembly.